AUGAGUCUGAGUGACAAAAUUUUAGGAUCAUUAUUUACCAACCUGGUCCGUGAAAGUCACAGGUCAUUAUCAUUUGUAACAACGACAAAGUGUUGUGGUCUUCAUGGCAUCAAUUCAAUCUUAGGAGAUAGGAUAUCCAGCAUCAACAACAAUGGGACACUUGAACCUGCAACAGCUUUCCUGGAGCGGUUGUCUGCACAGACACAGAAGUUAAAAGAACACUUGAAUGGGAAUUCUCAUUUUUUUCAAGAUGUUGAUCUAGACUUUAACCUUGAAAAUCUCGAGUCUGGUAUUGAGGCUGCUCUAACAGCCUUGAGGAAGAAGGAGGAGGAUCUACAAGAAGCAGAAAGAAUGGUGAUGUUGGAACAUGCUGAAUUGAAUCAAGCAAAGGAGGAAUUAGAGCGUCGAGAGAAGGAAAUUGCAGCAGCUUCUUCCAAGCAGGAGAAAUUGGAGGAGGAGUUAAGACAGGCUAAUAUGAAGUUGAUUUCACAGGAAAGACAUGUAAAAGAUAUGAAAUUUCUAUUGAAGGAAAGAGAACAGGAGAUUGCUGCAUCACAGUCCAGGGGUCUAUUGAUGAAUCUACUGGGGGAAUUGGAUGAGGAGAAUUAUUCUUUGCAAAAAGUAACCAGUGAAGUGUUUACUCUUCGAGAGGAGCUGAAUUUGAAGAACAGUGAAUUUGAAGAAAACAACAAUGUUCUGGAAGUGAAGGAAAAAGAAUUGGUAGAGGCUAAACUUGAAAUUCAGCACUUAAUAUCUGAACAGAAGUCUCUAUUAGACAUAUUAAGCAAUAACUGA
Spinacia oleracea (spinach) is the source of this 795-nucleotide messenger RNA. RefSeq lists its product as uncharacterized. The record is from RefSeq and is a predicted model, not a curated record. Lineage: Eukaryota; Viridiplantae; Streptophyta; Magnoliopsida; Caryophyllales; Amaranthaceae. Bases 1 to 795 code for a protein of 264 amino acids. The transcript has 3 exons.